GACCUUCAAAUCGGUCCUCACCCCUCCUUUCCUUGAUCUCGACAGCAUUCCUCGAAUCGCUCCCCACAUUCCAUCCCAGAAGUUCCUGGAGAGCACCUGCCUCUUCGAGCUAUUCUUUGGCUGAGGAAUUGAUCUGGGCUGAUCUUGAGUAUCGCCGAUUUUGGUCCGUUUCCUUGGGACUGGUAGCCCAGCGACCGGAUUUGUUUCCUUUGUAUCGCUACUCUCCAAAUCACGAGUCGAUUGUCGACGCACCAUUGCAUUCUCCUACAUUGGCUGGCGUCGCCACAGUUUUCCCUGCAGUCUAUCCAGCUGAUCCCUUUCCGGACCGAACGCCUCUUGUUUCGUCAUAUUUGCAAACAUCAGCCACGAUGGAGUUCAGCACGAAGCGACGCACCUCCUUUUCUUUUCUGUUCGGGUCACAGAAACCAACUUUGAUAACCCAGCAAAACCAGCUUGCCCAUAACCAACCCACCCGUGACUUGGAAUUUGUUGAUAGCCCUAGCAUCUAUCAGCCAUCAUCGCCGUUAAUCGACCGACCGAAAAUCCCUACCGACCUAGAAGCACAGCUUAGAAAUGCCUGUUCAUUACUCGUAUCCAGGAACCCGAAAGGCCAGCCGUCGGGGCCUAGCAAGCGCUCUCGCGCGGUCACAACCAAUACGACGAUGCACGAACCGUCCACGGCGCCUCAGAUUGACUCCAUGUAUGUGUUUCCAAAAGUGGGAGCCGAAGUGGCAGCCCUGAAGGACAAGUACGAUUCCGGGGUCGUCUUGACCCAGCAGUCCAGUAUGCAGGCUAUGAGGGUUCUCCGUUCCCAAACCAGCCAACACCUCAAGUGCGAUAGUCUCGAAUCGGGACGAGCGACAUCUUCCCACUCAGCACUCGCUAGCGAUGGAACGCAGUCCUCGAGUGCCCCGCCUAGCCGAGCAGGCUAUGGUAGCCAAGCAAUGGGCCCGGGAAAGGAGAGCAGGGAUAGGAGUCAGAGAGUCAAGGCCUUCCUCGACGGGUCUGAGUCCGAACCUCAUCCGGAUGGGGAUGGCAAUCAUGUAGACGCUGUUAGCGAAGAUGAUGUUGAAGUCUUUCUGGACCCCGAGACUACACUCAUGUCCACCGGAGUUCCUAGCUUCCAUUCACCCCAUUCAGUCCCGAGCAAUAUCACACCAGGUCUCGGAAAGCCUGUGGAACCAUCAUCGAACAACGACGGUGGAGUCGCUGAAUCGGAAGCCCCAAUCGUCCACCCUCCUGAGUACACCGAUCCGCUGGACCUGGGCUCCACUGUUGAAGCAAGCAAACAACACCCCGGGAUCAUCAUCGACAGCAGCGGCCUAGCGCACGUCCUCACCGCUGCAGAAGAAACGGAACGCGACAUGAACAUCCAGCAGGCGGUGAUGGCCAAGAUGAGAACGGGCACUAUUGCUAAUGCCAGCACGCCGCACCUCCCAGUCUGCACCGAGUCGACAGACAACGUUUCCAAUCUUCGCCCCGGGUCUAACGCCUCAAGACUGAAAACCUCCUGGUCGACAAUGAGCAAGGCAACAAGCCGGAAGCUCAGAUCUCGAGGAACUGAGGACGUGCCCACCAAUGAGAAAACAGUCUUCCGCAGACUGAGGAACCUUUUCUCGAAGCGCAAACCCGUGAACGUUGUCCCACCGGUAGGCACCUAUUGAUGAUAUAGAUAGGACAGAUACUUCUUGGCCCUGGAUGGCUUUUAUUUACACAUAAUUGUUACGACUUUCGGUGACAAUACGACAUUAUCCUUUUACAAUUACUAUCUUGAUUCAAGAUUUAGAGAGAGAUCCGGUGU
Molecule: messenger RNA, 1801 nt
Organism: Aspergillus vadensis CBS 113365
Lineage: Eukaryota; Fungi; Ascomycota; Eurotiomycetes; Eurotiales; Aspergillaceae
Exons: 2
Coding region: 369-1664 (431 amino acids)
Source: RefSeq, a predicted model, not a curated record